AUGGCUUCCUCUGAGGAGGACCUGGAGACUCUCCCUUAUGACUGCUCCAGAAGGAACCUGGAAGGGCGAGGUAGGCUUUCAGAGCCCCCAUGUGCUCUCAGACCUCUGCCUACCUCACCAGUAUUGCCUUUCCUCUCCUCCUACUCCUGUCAUUUGGCCUCAGGUGCAUUACCGAGGAAAGGCCUUGGCAAGCAUAUGGACAUGGCUUCCCAAGAGGACAGAAUGAUGCAGAGGGAGAGUGUAGGAGCAUUUGGGGUCACUGAAGCAGGAGGCACCCUUGGGGAAAGCUUCCUCCCACGAGGCCUGAGAACCCUGGGAAAGAAGUUUGUGUCAAGUGAACCUCGGACCUCAAGCCUGCAGCAGCUGGCUUGA
Molecule: messenger RNA, 372 nt
Organism: Rangifer tarandus platyrhynchus (Svalbard reindeer)
Lineage: Eukaryota; Metazoa; Chordata; Mammalia; Artiodactyla; Cervidae
Source: the annotation of a GenBank genome assembly